This is a messenger RNA of Venturia canescens, 11529 nucleotides long. It is a transcript of the gene Zasp52, whose product is annotated as Z band alternatively spliced PDZ-motif protein 52. The transcript has 17 exons. Gene Ontology annotation, molecular function: muscle alpha-actinin binding; actin binding. Gene Ontology annotation, cellular component: adherens junction; filamentous actin; stress fiber. The record is from RefSeq and is a predicted model, not a curated record. Lineage: Eukaryota; Metazoa; Arthropoda; Insecta; Hymenoptera; Ichneumonidae. Bases 1169 to 8734 code for a protein of 2521 amino acids. Gene Ontology annotation, biological process: muscle structure development; actin cytoskeleton organization.
GCUCGUUUACUACGAGGAUCCAGCGUGUCCGGUAAACGGUGGGGAAAAGCGGCGAGACGCACGCGCUCUGCUCCGCGCGACUCGUACGAUACGACUCUUUUCACUGCACACACACUCUCUCGCUCUUACAUUGACUGGACGUUGCUAAAAAGAAUAAGAAUAAAAAAUAAAAAUAAAGAGGAAGAAAAAAGGCGGCCGAGGAGAAAGAAAAUAAAGGAAAUAAAAAACGAUAGGGAAUCGGCUUGGAAAGCCCUCCUGGCCGAGUAACCGGUCAGUUUAACGCGACAUUCGGUUUUUGCAUUUUCACGGGAACGCUCGACGCUUUUCGCUCGAAUAAUCCGGCCGAGCCGUUCUCGACUAUUUCUAAGGAACUUUUCGGGCUUUUUUACAUUUGACGAGAGCCCUCAGCAAGCCUUUUAUGCACUCGUCAUAUCGCGCACUUUAUUUCCCAUAAAUUUAUCCUCCGUUCGGACCCAUAAACACACGUUCAGCGACAUUUGUUUGUGCGCUCGAAUGCGCAACCGGGGAUUUUUCAUCGUCGUGUUUACUCCCUCGCUAAUUCUCUCGUGUAAAUCCACGAACGUGUGUAUUUACUAUUUGAACGACUCCAGCUCCGCGUGUACGCUACACUCGGAUAGGAUUUUCACGGACUUGAACCAACGAGAAUAGAACUGGUGGCGAAGUGUGGCGGGUGUGCGGGCGCGAGGUUUGAGCGGGCGUUUUUAGUUUGAGAUACAGAGCGAGAGCGACUCGAUCUCCGGGGUGCCGCAUAACAACACGCUUCAUUUUUUCACUCGCACUGUUUAUUGAAUAAAACGGGAAUUUUCGGGGCCUCGAAACUUUGCGGGGACAAGGAGGCUCGUGCUUCGCUCUGCGUUACUUUCGUGCGAUCGUUUUCGACGUCCCCGAUCCUCCGGAGCCCUGUGACCCGGUUCGUAGUCGACGGAUUAUUCGAAUUUGGUUUAUCGAUAUUUAUCACCUGCCGUUGAAGCGGACCGAUCGAGGCAGAUCAUCGGGGAAUCGACCAACGUUUUCUCUCCUAGUUCGCGCUGAUUUUUCUCCCCCCUCCCCCACGUUUUUCCUUUUCGCUCUCUCUCUCUCUCUCUCUCUCGCUUUUCUGAGAGUAUCGAGUUACACGAGUUUUUUCAAAUCCUCCGAGAUUUGAGUGAUGGCGCAGCUGAUCGGCGUCAAAUUGUCCCGCUUCGACGGCUCACCUUGGGGCUUUCGCCUCCAGGGCGGAAAGGAUUUUGGCACUCCGCUCAUCGUUCAAAAGGUAAAUGGGGGAUCGCUGGCAGAGCAGGCGGGCCUCCGGGCUGGUGACGCUGUUAUCAGAGUCAACAGCACCGAUAUGUUCAACCUGAGACACAAAGACGCUCAGGACGUAAUCGUCAGGUCGGGAAAUAGUUUCGAGAUGACAGUCCAAAGGGGUGGAAGCACGUGGCGACCGAGCGUUUCGCCGGUGAGUGCAUCAUUGCCCUCGCCUCAGCCGAGCGCACCUGCUUCGUGUGUGUCACCGGUAACGAAGACGUCAUUGGCAGCGAAGAAGCAAGACGCGCCGUUAAUUGGAAGCGGGCACAAUUUCUCGCCGAAACCUUUCCUGAACGGAGGCAGCGACGGACCGAUCAAGUCAAUCGUCAACAAGCAGUACAACAGCCCCGUUGGAAUCUACAGCGAAGAAACGAUCGCUGAGACGUUGUCGGCCCAAGCCGAAGUCCUCGCUGGUGGAGUAUUGGGGGUCAACUUCAAGAAAAACGAGCGUAAUUACAACGCGGAGAACAGCGAAGUGUUUAAAAUGGUCCAGGAAGCCGACAAAGAGCCCAAGACGCCGGAGCCUGCUGAGCCGGUGGUACACAGCGGAGUGGUGACACCAUCCUCGCCGGCGUUGACCGGUUUGAGAUCGGUACAAGCACCGGAAACGAAGCCCCAGCCCACGACCCCACAAUCCAGUUUGCCACCGGGACAAAACAUUUGCGCGGAUUGUGAGAGGCUCAUCGUAAAAAUAGACUUUCGUCAGUUGUCCCUCGUGAAGCCAGAGGGCGUCCUAGAACCACAAAUUUCUUCAUAUUUCGCCGCACAAAUAGUGGAUCGAGUGAGUCAAGGUUGGUCUUUUGAACUUGAUGUCGUAGUUACUUCGCGGACGGAAUUUUAUUCCUCGAUGAGCCACGCGGUGGGCGGACGCGCGACUUCCCCGAGGUCGCCGACACCCCUGGGUCGUAAUUUGGGCCAGAGCCAGCCGUUUGCAAAUUCCUACGAGAGCUCGGCGGCGGGCGUUGCGACUAACGAAAGACAACUGCCGAUUGAUCAUCAACGACGAGACGACGAUACGUAUAAUCAGGGGCCAGUGACGCAGCCUCCCUCUUCCUUUGACACUCGAACGCGUGACGUCACUUUUUGUAGCAACUGCGACAAUCCCAUAGUCGGUGUUUUCGUGAGGAUCAAGGACAAAAAUCUCCACGUUGAAUGCUUCAAGUGCUCCACCUGCGGCACCUCCUUGAAAAACGUUGGAUAUUACAACAUUAACAACAAAUUGUAUUGCGACAUUCACGCGAAACUGGUCGCGAGGCAGCAAGCACCUUCGGGAAUGACGCCAAUCACCGUGCCACCGGGUGGAAAAGCUCCGGCCGGGACAAUCUCAGCAGCCCUUUCGAGUCUCGGUGGCAGCGGGCCUCUGUCUCCACCACUGAACAGCCACAGUUCUCCUCAAGCUUUUUCCGCCCGAUUAGAGCGUCGUUCGAGCGGUGAUCUGGGAAGUCCACCGAGACGUUUGUCUCGCAUCGAACAGCCGAUUUAUUGUGAGUCGACGAGAACGAUUUCGAGUAACGGGGCGCGGGGGAUUUACGACGAGAGCGAUUCUUACAGCAGGGAGGAUCCUCGCAACGGGAGAACUUACACGAGUACGAUUACGUUCAGGACCGGAAACGAGGUUGGCCGAUCGGCGGACGUAACGUCCGACGUUGAUCUUGACGAUAAUCGAAAUCCCACUAACAAAGCGUUGCACGAAUCGGAUUUGUCGUUCGUUCACAGCCCCGCUUUUGCCCAGCAAACAUUUGUCGUUUCCUCGUCGUUGAGUCCGCCGAAAUCGCUCGAGAGUUCGAGGCUCAAUGACGCCGUCGAUUCGCCCAAGAAAUCCUUCGUCGUUUCCUCCACUCUGUGCCCACUAAAAUGGUCGAAGAACGGUAGCCCCGAGAGCGAGAAAGGCGAGCUCGAAAAAUCGGUUAACGAGCUGACGAUCGGCGGAGUUAACGGCUGGAGGAAUGGAAACGAGGAGAAACGAAACGAAUCGAAUUUGUGCGACGACCACGAAGCCCCGGUCGUCAACACUUUCGACGUUCCGCGCUACCACGUUACUAAUCACAGGCUAAAAAUGGGCACGUAUUCGGCGUACAACCGAUUUCCGGAGAGCCCGUUUUCGACGAGCGAAACACCGGGGCCUCAAAGUCCCGAAAAAUUAAUAAUCCCCGAAGAAUUGAGGAGCAGAGAGGCGCUCGAGAUAUCGAACGCGAUUUUCAAUCACCGCUACCGAUCGAUCGGCCGACGUCUCGGGAAUAACGACAUUCCGGGGGUCAACGGGGUCGAAAAAACAGAGGCCAACGGUACCUUCGUACGGAGCGCUUCCCUCAGGCUCCAAAAUGGCAACGGGAAGUACAAAAACGGCGGAAGUGACGAAGAGACCGGCAAAGAUCGUGAAAUUCCUGGAUACCGAUUUCUCGCGACGAACGGACGACAUUUGCCGAUCGUUUCCGGUUUGAAAAACUCCGUCGAUGCUUCCGAGAACUUGUUUCUUACGAGCAAACGACCAACGACCGAUUUAACCACGACAGCUCAGCCUUUUUCUUCACACACGAGCAAACUGAGCCACACGUCGAACAACAUCAGUGGACCGAAACCAUUCGGAGGUUCGAGCAUAAUUGCACCCAGCAAUUAUUCCUCCCCGCCAGUCCAAAACUCCGGUAGCAACACUUUGCCUCGCCCGCAGACUCAGACAGUUACCGGUCGUUUCUCUACCCUGCCAAUGCCGAAAGCUAAACCUUUUCGAGUUCUUUCUCGCCUGCAUGUGCUUCCGCGUUGUAAACUAACUGGAAAACUGAUCUCCGGCGUUGCUAAUGAACCUGCGCUCGCUCCGCAAAACCUUGACCCGAUCGUCGCCCCGAAUCCUCGACAACCUGAAACCCCGAAUCCUCUGGGAGCAGAAAAUUAUUACGAAGAGUCUGAUUGCUACGAGGCGGCGGAGGCUCCGGUGUACGAAGUGGUUCGGGAGGAGGAGCACUGGAAACAGCAACGAGCGUCGAGCUCGACGUCGACGAGGAGCAGGAAUUUGGUGUGGCCGCCGGUGAAGCAGAUCGAAGACGUAACUUACCCGACGGCGAGUCCGAUUUGGAUCGACCCCAAUCCGGUUUUGGAGCGGCGUCCGCGCCACAACGUGCGAGAAAAGCGAGCGACGCUCCAGGAAGCUGCGGACAGUCGUUGCGGGAGCCGGUGCGGAAGCCGUUGCGGCAGCAGGUACGAGGAGCGGGAGUACGAAAGACAUUCGCUCGCUUCGUCGUCCGCGAGGAUAACCAGCAACCGAGAAAUGAGCGCGGACCGAGGCAGCUGCGCGCAUCCGUUUUUCCGGAAAACGGAAGUGUCGGAAACGCGACGAGAGUGUCGAGCGCCGGUUUACACGCCGCGCUCGAGCUCCGCCGAGGGAAUGCGUCGGUCUCUGACACCGACGAGGAUCUCGCAACCGGUGCCGAAGCCCUGGGUCGCCACGGUUUCAUCGGGAACGAGUUUCUACGGCCACGUAGAAGGGCCCCCGCAACCGGAGGUCGAAACGGUCUGCACGAGGACUUGUCGGUGUCAGAUCCUCUGCGAAAGAACCUCCGGGCCGCAGGGACCCGGCCACGAGCAGCGACACACUUACCGCGAAGUUUCUUGCGAGGUGUGCCGGCCACCGGUGGCUCAGCAACAAGUGUGCAGACAUCCGGGGCCCCCUGAGCCGGAAGUGCCGAAGGAAGUGCCCCGGGAGGACGACGAGGAGGUGGUCGAUCUGUCCAAAGUGGUGCCGCCCGACGUCGCCAUCUGCCCGAAAGGUGUCGAGUCCCAGCACAACCUCUUCACGGAAACGAUGGAGAAGGACGUCGGUGACAUACACAUUAAGAAAACGACGAUUUACGAGAAGACUGUGGAGGUGCUGUCGCCCGAUCGCGCCAGGUCACCGGAGCCCGAGGAGCAGCGGCAUCAGCCAGCAGAGUCCGUCGAGCCGCGCCAGGCGACCUCGGAGGAGGAGACGUGUCAGCGAAGUUCAGCGACGCUGGAUCGCGAGGUGGAGAACAUUUCUGAGCGAAGAACCAGCGUGGAGAACAUUUCUGAGCGAAGGACGAGCGCGGAUAACACCACGGAGCGGAGAACAACGGUGGGGUCAACGGAAGCCUUGACCUCGGCUAUCAGCACCGCGCAAAUGAUGGAAAAUGCGAAAAGAGAAGAGGAAGCUCAGCGAGCCGAGUACGCCAAGGUCUGCCGCGAGGAGCAAGAGCGUCUCCGUCGACUGGAGCAAGAGUGCCAGGAGCAGGAGCGCCGUUACGAGGAAGAAAAGGCUCGCAGGAAAGAGCGCAAGCGCGUCGCGUUCAGCGGGCAGCAAGCCUGCAAGGUUCUGCAAGAGAGUUGGGUACCGGAGCAGUACACCGAGCGCACCGUCUACGGCAACGAGCAGGAGGCCGCGGAACAGCAAGAAGAGAGACCCGGCGAGGAGCGCUACCGGGAGCUGAAGGAAGAGAUCCAGAUCCAAGAGGACUUGGAGCAGCUCGAGCAGCAGCGCCGCCAGAGUCUCCGGGAGCAGGUCGAAGUGCACCAGUGUUUGAGGGAGCAGCAACAGCCAACGCCGACCGAGAAGCGACCGAGUCUCCAGGAGCGCAGACUCAGCGCGAGGUUCCGGGACACGGCUGCGGACCGCCAAGCCCGGGAGGAACAGUACCAACGGCAGGGAUGCGAGGCAGCGCCGCAGCAGCCCGCCCCGGCUCCCGAAACGACAGAAACUUGCCAGAGGAAACACGUCCAGUUCACGGCUCAGUCUGAAACUGUGACGAGACAAUUGCCUCCGUCGACGAUCAAGAACGCAACUGCCAAGGAAUGGAAGUCCGGAAUGCUCCAAGCGCUGACGACCGCCCCGGCUCGAGCUUACUCCCCCUUCGAUGCCUCCUCGACUCGGCAAACCGACAGCGGCGAAUCGACGUCGAGAACGGUUUACAGCAGAGAAGUAAAGUAUCAGGAAAGCUGCAGGCCGUGUCCGCAGCCCCCGGCACCCCGGUACGAGGAGGCCAGGCCAGUCUCCCCUUUCCAGGCCGCGCUCCAAACAGCCCCGGAACGUCCUUACACGCCCCUCGGUCGCGAGUCGGGAGAGGGUUGCGACAGAGUGAUCUGCGUCGAUCGAUCCCAGACUCCGGUUAACUGGACGACGAGCGAGGGCUACUGCCACCCCGCCGAGAUCCUCUACACCGACGACAAGACCCGGGAGGCGAGAUCGAGAGAGCGGAAUUUGAGGAGAGUCGAUGGUCCCCAGCCUCUGCCUACGCCGCCGCCGGACUAUCGAUUGAGGGACGCCACGCCGUCGCCAGCGCGCUCCUCCAGACCGGGCACUCCGAAGGAUCGCUCGCUCAUGACCGGCUUGAAGAAGCCUGGAACGAUUCCGUCCUAUCAGAGGUACCUCGUCUCCAUGCAGCACGACGCCAUGGACGCUCAGCCUUUCGUACCGAGCCGAUCCCCAACGCCGAAUCGCAACAAAUCCCCCGCCCAGGGCCCGCCGGAGGCUCCGGUGUGCUUCGCGAAGGCGCACGCUCCCAGGAUCCGGGACAGUCCGCCACCCUGCAAGCGAGCUACUUCCACUUGCCGUCAACAACAAACCUCCUCGUAUUCUUGCUACGCGCCGGAGAGAGAAGCUCUUUCUUAUCACGUCGAAGAAGACACCCCAUCCGGACAUCGGGCCUACCACGGGGUGCGCCAGUCCUACUACUCGGACGACUCACGAUCCGCGGACGUUGAACGCUACUGCGAAACUCAAAGAUCCCAGCAAUACGAAUGUCGGGAAGAAAAAACCAGCGUCCCGCCUCCGUACGAACCCGAGGAACCACCGAGCUGCGCCAUCAGCAAGGACAACCGAGUCCAGCCUUCGCUCUCCUGUCCCCUGGCCCACUGCUCCGGCUCCGAGAGGUUCCCCAGGACCGGAGUCCGCGUUUUGCCGCCCUGCCCGCCGCCCGGGAGCUGCACCCAGUCCUACGAGACCCGGCGACACUGCCACCAGGAACGCCAAACGACAAGGAGCAGCGUUUACACGACGCAGCAGUCGAGCGACAGCUGCGCCGAUUCGGGAGUCACGAUAAUGCCGUGCAAAACUACGACGAACUCCGGGACCAAGGCCGGGAUCGUGAUAAUGCCCUGCGAAGGUGACGACAACGCGGCCUGCUCCCGUGCCGGCAUUUGCGUCACUCCGACCCGCGACAGGUCCGGGGUCUGCGUGUCGCCCGUCGCGCAUCAACGAUCGACCUCCAACUGCGCCAAGGGCGGCCAACGAUCGGGCGGCUCCACCAUCGACAUCGGCGGUUGUCCAGCUUCCGGAGUCCGCGUGGCCGCCUGUAACGACGGAUCGAUCUGCGUCGCGCCGUGCUCCAUCCCAGGAUACUCCUCUGUCAAAUGCCCUAAACCGAUCCUCAAGAGCCCUUGCCCCAAGGUCCCUUAUCCCCAGAUUCCUCUGCCCAACGAGGGCCAGGAAUCCUCCACGACCUACGACUCCUCCACCGUGGAAAUUCAAGCCUCCGCAUGCCCACCCGAGAGCCUCACGACCACCUGCACCGUUACGGAACAGCAGAGCUUCCAGCCCAUCCCCGAACGCCGCACUAACCUCAGCAAUCAGCUCACCCGCUUGACGCUCAAACGUGACAAGCAACACGUUGUCCAGCUUUUCAAACCCCAGGCCCAAGCCUCCGCUCAAUGCCUCGUUACCGACACCCUUCGUCAAACUAAAAGCCAAUAUUACGGAUCCCAGAAUCCCGGACCAAAUUGUAAGACCCAAAGAAACGUAGACCCACCAAAUUUGUCGUCCCAACCGGAUUUAGGUAGCGGCUUCGGCGGAUCCGGCCCCGGUGGCAGAGCGGGCAAAUUCGCUGGAAGCACGGCACCGAAACGUGGUCGAGGAAUUCUCAAUCAGGCAGGCGGACCAGGAUCUCGUCAACCUCUUUGCGCUCAUUGCAGCUCUUACGUCAGGGGACCAUUCAUCACAGCCCUUGGCCAGAUCUGGUGUCCGGAACACUUUGUCUGCGUGAACUCGCAAUGUCGUCGAGCCCUGCAGGACAUUGGUUUCGUCGAGGAAAAAGGUCAACUCCACUGCGAGUAUUGCUUCGAGCGUUUCAUUGCUCCAGGAUGCGACAAGUGCAACAACAAAAUUAAGGGCGAUUGCCUGAACGCUGUUGGAAAACACUUCCAUCCUGAAUGCUUCAAUUGUUCGUACUGUGGAAAGCUCUUUGGCAACAGCCCCUUCUUCCUCGAGGAUGGUCUGCCCUACUGCGAAGCUGAUUGGAACGAACUUUUCACGACGAAAUGUUACGCCUGCGGUUUCCCAGUCGAAGCUGGUGACCGUUGGGUCGAGGCCCUGAACAACAAUUACCACAGCCAGUGUUUCAAUUGCACGAUGUGCAAAACGAAUCUCGAAGGACAGAGUUUCUACGCGAAGGGCGGUCGUCCCUUCUGCAAGAAUCAUGCGCGUUAAACAAACCAAAUAAUCUUUAAGCGAGUACAUCGUAGGAGUAUGAAAAAUUAUUUUUAAACAAAAUUGUGAAAAAUGAUGAAACGAAGCGAAGUACUCGAGGGCGUUUUCACCGCGGUUAUUAUUUAUUGUUUAUUCAUAUCCGCGAUGCAUUGUUGAAUCGUACGCUGAAAUAAAAUUUUCGACUAACCCCGCCUGUAAAAAUACGAUAAAUACGAAUUUCGUGGGUGCAAACUAUCGAAUUAGAUUUUACAACAGUUUGUGACAAUGGGAAGUGCGCUUUCGUUUAAACAAUGAUUCAGUUGCAGGCCCAAUUACAUCAUUGUCACGAAGCAACACUCCAUAUUCAUUCACCAAGAAAACCACUGUUACGUCAAUCCACGAAUAUCGUACCCGAAUAUACAUAUUCAAAUAUUUAUAUACAUAAAUCGAGCACAAUAAUUGCUCAACGAUUUGUUACUUUAAUCACAGUUGUGCAGUCGUAUUUUCGCCUUGUCAUUCGUAAUAAUAGCAAAAUGCGUAUAAUUAACCGGGAAUAUACAACAAACAACAAGUGGUGAGUGUAAUUAGCCGAGGAAUAUCGUUGGGCUCGAAUAGCGGCCACGAUGAGAUCCAAUGCCUCGCUUUUAACUAUUCUUUUACCACGACGAGUUUGUGCGAUAUGUUAUGGAAUGUAAGAUCUAUGAAAAUGUACAGAGUGUUUCAAGAGACCUCGAGACUUGGGGGAGUGAAAAGAUCGUGUAAUUUCAGGAAGGAAAUGUUGAAGAAAAAUUUUUCUAGGACGCACGCUCUUUGAGAUAUUUCCCAAAGUAAGUGUCAACCAAUGAGCUGUCGCGUGGGGAGGAAGUUCCGGUGGGGGGGAGUACGCCCCGCCCCGUUGGGCUCGAGCCCGGUCGAGGCGAACGCUUCGGAUUGGUCGUUUUAUAAAUUAGUCAGGAUCUCGUGAACGGUGGGUCGUAGAAAAAAAUGUGUUGAAAGUUUUCUCUUGAGAAUUUUACAAUCUUUUCAGUCCCGUGGCUCGAGCUCAGUUUCUGGAGCAGCCUGUGCAUUCGUGUACGUAUGUAUCACGUAAAUAAGGGGCAAAGCUUCAUCGCGUUCUCGAGGAAUCACGCAAAGGUCACCGAUGCAAUUAGCGAUUUCCAUUUUCUCUCUCCGUCGUUUAAAUGUGCUCGUCCCUAAUUAGACGUGUCUCGAACAAUAUUUCUCCAUUCAGAUUUUCUGUGCCGACGAUGCACGGACGUGGAACUUUGAAAAUGGACUUUUAACGUUUCUUUAUUUGGCACUUUAUUUGGAACAGCUGCCCUCGCUGUUUGUUUAUUCUUGCGUGAUUCCUCGUGACGUUUGCCUCCAAAGGGAUGGGGAUGAGAGAAGUUGGUCGAGAGAAUAAAAACGUCAGGAAGGAGCUCGCCACUUCCGGACCGUCAGAAUCGUCAGAGGAGAAAAUUAUGAAAGCAAGGAAAAAAUGAGUGAAAACGAGCGACGACGACAGAAAAGCCAGAAAUUGAUCGUAAGUCGACAGAGCAAAAAAAUCUAUGCACGCGAAUACCAAUAAAAAUACCAUUAACGUGUGCAAUACCUGAGAAGCAUCGAAUACACAAACCGAGACGAGGAUACUUUCCGAGCAUAGAUGGCCCAAUGCUCAUGAGUGAGCACGCGAGCUUAGUAUACGUUUUAUUCUUACGUAUAUUGCUUUCGUAAUUUAUCGGUGCCUCCCACCGAGAUAUUUGCUGAAAAAAAAAAAAAAAAACAAAACACGAGUUUCAAUCGACGUCAAUGCCCACCCCUUCCACAACACGAAAUAAAUUCAAUUGCAAUAUUUUUUAUUUCGCAUCUAGCAUGACAUAAAGCACACAUAUUGCUCCGAAGUAUUUCAAUUGUCUCGUCGUAACUUAACACCCGUGCGAAUGAAGCUCUUAAAACUAGUUUUGAAUUUGUUUUCAAAGUUUCUCAAUCACCUUUGGAUUUUUGGCCAAUUUUCGUCUUUGACGUUCUCUUUGAGUUACCCUCCCCUCCUCCACCCUUAAAGAGCGAAAACGCUCGACGAAUUUAGCGACAUUUUUUUUCUACAAAUAAUCCAGAUACUUCAAUUGUUUUACAAUAUUUUUUGUCAUCUUAGAGAUUGAAAGACAAAAAUUCUGGUAACGAAUGAAACAAUCUUCAAUAUUCGAUGUUCCGUCAUUUUCCUGCAAUGCCGAAUCCCCAUUUUCUCUUAUUGCAAAAAAAAUCUUUGUGAAACGACAGUUUUUUCGAAUUUCAUUAUCUUUUCGUGGGAUUUUCGUCGCGCACGUGCCAAAAAAGUCAUAAUAAUAAUGUUAACAACGAAAAGUCAAUGAAAAGAGUGAAGAAGGGAAGAAUAAAAUUUGGCACAUUUUGCAGUCUCUGUAAAAACGUAUCAAGCCUACUUAUAAUUUAGGAAUUAAGGGAUUUUAAGCGUUUACGCAACGAUUUAUUAAUUAAGCUUGUAUAGUCUGUAAAACGAACGAUUGUCUGACCGAGAGAGCGAGUGAGAGUGAGAAAGGCCGAAAUUUAACGAGGAUUCUGCACGGUUUAAUUGGUCUCUAUCGAAUAACAAGAAAAAAGGAAAUAAAAACGAUUUCGUUGAGUUAUCCUCAGUUUAAUCGAAACCGACCGAACGAUCGUACGUUGACGAAUCGAUUUAAUUUUCAUCGUAAUUACGAAAUGCCUCAACGAGCUUUGUCCUUCGAGUUCCCAAAAGAAUUUCGGGGCUCCCCAUAUGUAGCCGUGUUACGUGUUGCUUCGAAAGAAUAAAAUCAUCAAAAUAAAUCGGUUGAUUAAAA